Ostrea edulis (European flat oyster) is the source of this 1204-nucleotide messenger RNA. RefSeq lists its product as uncharacterized. The record is from RefSeq and is a predicted model, not a curated record. Bases 81 to 563 code for a protein of 160 amino acids. Lineage: Eukaryota; Metazoa; Mollusca; Bivalvia; Ostreida; Ostreidae. The transcript is spliced from 4 exons.
AUCUAUACUUGUAAACCUGAAUUAGUUUAUUGAAUGUAUUCGCUGUGACUAUUUAAACAUAUAAUGGCGAGACGAGGACUAUGGGAAUGACAAGACAUAAUGCAUCAUUAGCAAUAUUUUUUACCAUCUUCGCUGGAUGCCUGGCGGGAGAGUAUUGUUCCUACUCCAAUGUUGGCGGGGGCGGAGUUCAAUAUCUAUACUGUGAUGUCACGUGUUGUGGUUACUACUACAGCCGGUACUGUUGUACUUUCACAUCGACGGCUCUGUAUGUAGGCGCGAUAUCGGGAGCUGUUAUAUGCAUCGCUCUCGUCAUAGGAAUCCUGGUGUGUUGUAUCUACAAAGGGAAAACGCCAGUCCGGCGACAUCGCAACAUCAACAACAGUACAUCCAACGACCAGUUUCAGUGUUCUAGGAUUUACCGCCAUGACUCUCCCAAGCCUCCACCCUACUCCAUCCACCACCUUCACCCCCCGGAAUACCACGAAGAUCCACCCCCGCGUUAUCUGACGCCUAUACCAGGAUCAGAGUAUCACAAUAUUCCGGGAACAAUGGCAGACAGCUGACCAUUCUGUGUACCUGUGUUGUUUGUUGGGAUUUCAUAAUCAAUGAAUAAUGAACAUGACUUGAUAGAACUUGACAAAUUCUAUUUCCUAACCCGCCCUAACGCAGUCUAUGCAAAUUUUUAUUCGAGUGAGAGAAAUAUUCGCUUGUCUCGCGAAUUCCACGUAUCUUGCUAAUAUUUGUUUUCGUGAGGCAAUUUUGUUUUACGCAUACGAUGCAGCUGUUGACUCAGUUGCGAAAUUUUGUAACUAACGGACCACUCGCCGAGAUAAUUAAUAACGAAGAUCGGUAGAUUUAUGAACAGCAAUGUGUUUAUAAAAAGCAUCGUCAGCUUAUAAAGAGCACCUGCGAAUUUCCGAGGUUUGUCGCAUUUACAGUAAGUUCGUUUGUGUCCCCACUAUUCUGACAAAUCCAUUUCCUUUUCUAAGCAAAUAUUUCGCAGCUUAAAUCUACAAAAUGUAUCAGUAUAAUAUUCUAUACCGGAAGUGGGGCCACCUCGACCGAGUUACCAACCAAUAAAAGGCAUUAUCGUCUGAUUUUGUGUAUUUACAAUAAUGUCAAUUUCAUACAGAGUUUAUUACACAUCAUAUCUGUUAUUGUUACUAUAAUCUGAGCUCCUAAAAUAAAAACAUAAAAAGCAACA